UUUCACGACGUCGGCGGUGAAAGGCCCCGAAAAUUCUUCGACUUCCCCCGCCUGCGGCUGGGUGAAAGGCACCGCGAUGUUCGGUGCGGGAGACGAAGACGACACCGACUUCCUUUCGCCUAGCGGCGGUGCCAGAUUGGCAUCUCUUUUUGGACUGGAUCAGGCAUCUGCUGGCCACGGAAAUGAAUUCUUCCAGUACACAGCCCCGAAGCAGCCUAAGAAAGUCCAGGGAACAGCAGCAACAGGAAAUCAGGCAGCACCAAAACCAGCACCCAGUACCACAGGCACUUCUACCGUAUUGGUUGCAACGGCCGUCCAUGCGUAUCGAUACACAAAUGGGCAGUAUGUGAAGCAGGGCAAGUUUGGCGCCGCAGUCCUGGGGAACCACACAGCCAGAGAGUAUAGGAUUCUUCUGUAUAUCAGUCAACAACAGCCAGUUACUGUUGCCAGGAUCCACCUGAACUUUGAGCUCAUGGUUCGGCCCAACAACUAUGGCACCUUCUAUGAUGACCACAGACAAAACUGGUCCAUCAUGUUUGAGUCGGAAAAGGCCGCUGUGGAGUUCAAUAAACAGGUGUGCAUUGCCAAGUGCAACAGCACCCCCUCCCUAGACGCAGUGCUCGCCCAGGACCUCGUUGUAGUAGAGGGCCCUGCUGUAGAAGUCGGAGAUUCUUUGGAAGUGGCCUAUACCAGCUGGCUCUUUCAGAAUCAUGUGCUGGGCCAGGUUUUGGAUUCUACUGCUAACAAAGAUAAGCUGCUUCGCCUGAAAUUAGGAUCAGGAAAAGUCAUCAAGGCCUGGGAGGACGGGAUGCUGGGCAUGAAGAAAGGGGGCAAGCGGUUGCUCAUCAUCCCUCCAGCCUGCGCCGCCGGCUCUGAAGGGGUAAUCGGAUGGACUCCUUCGCCAGACUCAAUCCUGGUGUACGAGGUGGAGAUUAGGCGGGUCAAGUUUGCCAGAGAUUCUGGCUCUGACGGGCACAGCGUCAGCUCCCGCGAUUCUGCCGCCCCUUCUCCCAUUCCAGGUGCGGACGGCCUCUCUGCUGACUCUGUUGUAUCGCCACCAACAUCGGUGCCUUUCAAGGCAGGGGAGCCAGCCCUUCGUAUGAAAUCUAACUCCCUCAGUGAGCAGCUUACAGUAAAUACAGUGAGUAUGCAGAAUCCUGAUACAGUCAAAGCCAAGUUGAUCUCUCGGAUGGCUAAAAUGGGCCAGCCCAUGCUGCCCAUCCUUCCGCCACAGCUGGAUUCCAAUGAUUCAGAAAUCGAGGAUGUGAACGCUGUGCGAGGAGCUGGGCAGCCCCUGGCACCUCCGUCCAUGCAGCCCCCUCUCCAGCCUGCGCAGCCAGUGCUACCACAGGUGACCUCACAAGCACCUCAGCCAUCUGUUCCUGGGCUCCAAGCACCUUCUGCUGCCUUAAUGCAAGUUGCAUCUCUCGAGUCGCACUCAGCUGUGUCUGGAAGUGCCCAGUCCUUUCAGCCCUAUGCAGGUGUGCAGGCCUACGCUCACCCCCCCGUGUCCGCGGUCACGUCCCAGCUGCAGCCCGCGCGGCCCCCGUACCCCACUCCGCUCUCUCAGUCUCCCCAUUUUCAAGGAUCCAGUGACAUGGCUUCAUUUCUCAUGACUGAAGCCCGGCAGCAUAACACUGAAAUCCGAAUGGCAGUCAGCAAAGUGGCUGAUAAAAUGGAUCAUCUCAUGACCAAGGUCGAAGAGUUACAGAAGCACAGUGCUGGCAAUUCCCUGCUGCUUCCCAGCAUGUCCGUUACGAUGGAAACCAGCAUGAUUAUGAGCAACAUCCAACGAAUUAUUCAGGAAAACGAAAGAUUGAAGCAAGAGAUCCUGGAAAAGAGUAGUCGCAUAGAAGAGCAGAAUGACAAGAUUAGUGAACUAAUUGAACGAAAUCAGAGGUAUAUUGAGCAGAGUAACCUGAUGAUGGAGAAGAGGAACAACUCACUUCAGACAGCCACGGAAAACACACAGGCAAGAGUAUUGCAUGCUGAACAGGAGAAGGCCAAGGUGACAGAAGAAUUAGCAGCGGCCACCGCUCAAGUCUCGCGUCUGCAGCUGAAAGUGACCGCUCACCAGAAGCAAGAAACGGAGCUGCAGGUGCAGCUGACAGAAAGCUUGAGGGAGACAGACCUGCUCAGGGGCCGGCUCACCAAACUGCAGGCGGAGCUCUCAGAGCUCCAGGAAACCUCUGAGCAGGCACAGUCCAAGUUCAAAAGUGAAAAGCAAAGCCGGAGACAGCUGGAGCUCAGGGUGACCUCCCUGGAGGAGGAGCUGGCAGAUCUUCGGGCUGAGAAGGAAUCUCUGGAAAAGAACCUCUCUGAAAGGAAGAAGAAGUCCGCCCAAGAGCGCUGUCAGGCCGAGGAGGAGAUGGAUGAAAUUCGCAGGUCCUACCAGGAGGAACUGGACCGGCUUCGGCAGCUCUUGAAAAAGGCUCGGGUGUCAACAGACCCGGCAGCUGCAGAGCAGCUGUCUCUCGUACAGGCUGAGCUGCAGACCCAGUGGGAAGCAAAAUGCGAACAUCUGUUGGCCUCUGCCAAGGAUGAACACCGGCAGCAGUACCAGGAAGUGUGCGCGCAGAGAGACGCCAGCCAGCAGGAGCUGCUCCGCCUUCAGGAAGAGUGUCUAGCUCUCCAGGCCCAAGUGACAGCCCUGACAGAGCAAAAUGAACAGCACACCAAGGACAUGGAGAACAAGUCCCAUGUGUCCGGGGUUGCAGCUGCUGCCACUGACCCCUCAGAGAAGGUCAAGAAGAUCAUGAACCAGGUGUUCCAGUCCUUGCGGGGAGAGUUCGAGCUGGAGGAGUCUUACAAGGGCAGGGCCGUUCUGGGGACCGUCAUGAACACCAUCAAGAUGGUGACUCUCCAGCUGUUAAGCCAGCACGAGCAAGACCAGGGACAGAGCAGCAGUGAGGAAGAGGAGGAGGACGAAGAAGAGCGGCCGCGGGGACCGGCAGUCUCGGGCAGUGCCGCACUGCCUCCAGCGCCCCUGAGCAGGGAGACGCGGGAGCCCCCCCCACUGUCGUCGGAGCAGGCGGUCCGGGAGGCCGUCCCCCCGCCCCCUCGGGCCCUCCCCAUGCCCCAGAAAGAGGCUCAGGGAAGGGAAGGGGAGCCCUCAGAAGCAGAGGUGCUCUCAGAGAUAAAAGAGGUGUCCCUCUCACCUGAACUGACUUGUAUCCCCUCCCAGAGAGCUCUGGGACCGCCGACCUCAGUUCCCCCUCUGCCUCCGGGCCCUGUACUUGUGGACUCUGAUUGCGAGGAGACGCGUGCUGCCAGCCCACUGGAAAAUGCCUGUGUCCAGGAGCCAGAAAGUUCCACGACACUGUCCCUGACUUCACACCCCAUGAAGGGGGCCGCACUAGCCAUGGGGUCCGGAAGUCCGGGAGAAGAGCCUCAGCCUCCAGAGCUCAAGAAGGACAAGGAUGUCACCAGCUCCACCGUUCCCUGUAGGGAGCCAGGGGCCACAGAGGCGGGUUCUCUAGCUGUCGGAGCAGCAGGCGGGCUCAGCCCCUGUCCUCAGCAUGCUAGUCUCUCCGGGGACGAAGAAGAUGAACUGUUUAAAGGGGCAACUCUGAAAGUCUCAAGGCCCAAAGCACAGCCUGACGAGGAGGAUGAAGACGAGGUGAGCUUGAAGGGACGCCCACCCCCGACGCCCCUUUUUGGAGAUGAUGACGAUGAGGAUGACAUUGACUGGCUGGGAUGAAGCCCCAGGAAACUGGUGCGAGGGUUCUCGACCGCCCCUUCCCUAAGCGCGAUUUUGCACAGCCAGCCCGGGUCUAGACGAGCCACAGGGGUGCCGCAGGUGAGCGUUCUGAGGACAGCGGUGCGGAUCUGAGUUCGCCAGCUUCUGAGCGCCCCGCCCGGCUGGUCCGAGAGGAGCGUGAGCCUGUCUUCACAACGCUGGGGUCCCGCCUCAGUGUCCCGUUGGGAGGAAGGGCCGGUGGGUUGCCUCCAGCCAGUCACCUACAAGAGUCCUGUCCUCUUGCGAGCUGUUUAUUCUCUUCGCUAACUCAGACUGAUCUGCACCAGCAGCAGGACCUGUCGCCUCGGGGGCGGUGUCCCUGGUGGAGCCCAGGGCGCCUUACACUGGCUAAACCCCGGUUCGGUUAACAGCCUCGCCUGCAGUCCAGGGACAUGUGUCUUUUCUCUGCCUUAAAUCUGAUACAAGAGGUCAAUGAAUAUUUGAAACUAACAAAACUCAAAUAAAUGUCUUCAGUGAAACUUGACCCGA
Messenger RNA from Suricata suricatta (meerkat), 4228 nucleotides. RefSeq names its product FKBP prolyl isomerase 15 (gene FKBP15). The record is from RefSeq and is a predicted model, not a curated record. Gene Ontology annotation, cellular component: growth cone. Bases 77 to 3700 code for a protein of 1207 amino acids. Gene Ontology annotation, molecular function: peptidyl-prolyl cis-trans isomerase activity. The transcript has 28 exons. Lineage: Eukaryota; Metazoa; Chordata; Mammalia; Carnivora; Herpestidae.